UGGCAAGGGUUUGCUACUAUUCUAGCAGAUCUGCGGGCUCCCCCUCCUCUAGUGACAGCGUGGAAGUCGUGACGUCAGCAGCCACCGGCUCCUCUCCUUACAACACUAGAAGUGGGCGUGGCGAGUGUUCUGUAAACUUUUCCGGGUCAUGUGACCACUCCCUCUGGCCGUGUUGCCAGGUUUCUGGAUCCCGGAAGCGGAUCUGACAGGAUUUGCUGCUGUGGCUGCUCCUGUACAUGGUGAUGAUGGCUGCGGGGAGCGGGUCAGAGGAGCAGGAGGCUCGGGAGAGGCUGUCACUGUGGGAUCGGCGGUCGGAACCGCUGGCCCCGCUCACUGAGAGGCAGACGGACUCUGUGCUGGAGCUGAAAGCAGCCGCCGAGGAGAUCCCAGUGCCCGCAGAGCUCCCCAUUGAAGAUUUAUGUAGUCUGACCUCCUCUUCAUUGACUGUAAGUUUAUCUGGAGCCAUUCCAAGGUCUACUGAAGGCAUCUUGCAGCAAGGCUUCUCCGCUCUUGGAAUGGAGGAUGAUCGGAUUGAGACUGCACAGCAAUUCUUUUCCUGGUUUGCACAGUUACAGACCCACAUGGAUCAAGAUGAAGGAGCAAAGUACAGGGAAAUGAGUGAAUACCUAUCGGGUUUCCAGGAUCAGUGUGAUGCCAUUUUAAAUGAUGUAAAUGUCGCUCUGCAGCAUUUGGAGUCUCUGCAGAAACAGUACUUAUUUGUAUCCACAAAAACUGUGACACUACAUGAAGCAUGUGAACAGCUUUUAAAGGAACAGUCUGAACUUGUCAACCUUGCUGAAAGCAUUCAGCAGAAACUUUCAUACUUUAAUGAACUAGAAAAUAUCAAUACAAAGCUGAAUUCUCCCACUUUAUCUGUGAACAGUGAAGGAUUUAUACCCAUGCUAUCAAAGCUUGAUGACUGUAUAUCUUAUAUCUCCUCACAUCCAAAUUAUAAAGAUUAUCCUGUUUAUCUGGCAAAGUUUAAGCAAUGUCUCUCUAAAGCUAUGCACCUUAUGAAGACUUACACAGUGAACACACUACAAAACCUCACAAAUCAACUUCUAAAACGGGAUCCAUCUACUGCACCACAAUCUGACAAUGCUUUUACAUUAUUUUAUGUCAAAUUUCGGGGAGCAGCUCCAAAAGUCAGGACGCUCAUUGAACAAAUGGAACAACGGUCAGAGAAGUUACCAGAGUAUCAGCUACUUCUUGGUGAAAUACAUCAGUGCUAUUUAGAUCAGCGAGAGAGCUUGCUCAGUCCAAGUAUCACCAGCACAAUAACAGAUCUAACCUGCCAAAACAACAGGGAUCACUGUACACUGGUGAGAAGUGGUUGUGCAUUCAUGGUCCACGUAUGCCAAGAUGAACACCAACUUUACAAAGAAUUUUUCACCAAACCAACACCAAAAUUGGAUGAACUUUUGGAGAAAUUGUGUCUGUCUCUUUAUGAUGUGUUACGGCCGCUCAUCAUUCAUGUUGUUCACUUGGAAACACUCUCGGAACUUUGUGGUAUAUUGAAGAUUGAAAUGCUUGAAGAUCAUGUACAAAACAAUGUUGAACAGCUUGGCGCCUUUUCUGCAUUGGUGAAGCAGAUGCUAGAAGAUGUACAAGAGAGGCUUGUCUACCGGACAACCAUAUAUAUUCAGACUGAUAUCCUGGGCUAUAAACCUGCUCCUGGAGAUCUUGCAUAUCCUGACAAGCUGGUGAUGAUGGAGCAAAUUGCACUGAGUCUCAAGGAGGAACAAAAGAGGUUGCAGACUCCGGAUGCUUCAUUCUCUGAUGUCCAUCUAGAGGAUCCGGAUGCCAGUAAUCUCAUCAAAAGCGGCUCGUCAGAAUCUUUAGCUCUUAGAGCACAGAACACAAUCUCACCUGCUGAUCUGCAUGGCAUGUGGUACCCAACAGUAAGAAGGACCCUGGUGUGUCUCUCCAAGUUAUACAGGUGUAUUGAUAGGGCAGUGUUUCAAGGCCUGUCGCAAGACGCUCUGUCAGCAUGCAUUCAGUCUUUGUUGGGUGCUUCUGAUUCCAUUAUGAAAAGCAAGACGCAGGUGGAUGGGCAGCUUUUCCUGAUCAAACAUCUUCUCAUCAUGCGAGAGCAGAUUGCUCCUUUUCAUACUGAAUUCACCAUAAAAGAAAUUUCCCUGGACCUCAAGAAAACAAGAGAUGCUGCAUUUAAAAUUCUUCACCCAAAGACUGUCACCCGCUUUUUCAGGCUGAACAGCAAUAAUGCCAUCCUCGAGUUCUUACUCCAGGGAACGCCGGAAAUAAAAGAACAUUACAUUGACUCAAAGAAAGAUGUUGACCGACAUCUCAAGGCAGCUUGUGAGCAGUUUAUUCAGCAGCAGAGCAAGAUCUUUGUGGAGCCCUUAGAGGAUUUCAUGUCAAAGGUGACUGCAUUGAAGACCAUGGCCAACCAAGGUGGACCCAAAUACAGCCUAUCACAACAGCCAUGGGCACAGCCAGUAAAGAUUAAUGACCUGGUGUCUUCCACCUACAAGACCAUAAAAACCAAACUACCGGUGACGCUGCGGAGCAUGUCACUUUACCUGGCUAACAAAGAUACGGAAUUCAUUCUCUUUAAGCCGGUCCGGAGCAACAUUCAGCAAGUCUUCCAGAAGAUCCACAUGCUGUUAAAAGAAGAAUUUAGCAGCGAGGAUUUACAGAUUAUCGCUUGUCCUUCAAUGGAACAGGUGAAUCUAUUGCUGUCAGUGUCUAACUAGCAGAAGACGGAGAAACUUUUCCCAUUUGUCUGGAUGUUCCUGGGGGAAAUGAAGCAGAAAGGCAGAAGGGAUCUUCUGCAGGACACCGCAGGCCAUUGCAGAGAUACAUGCAUGUGAAAGGAGAGCGAAUGAAUUCACGGGAUAUACCAAAGCACUCGUGUUCUCUGGAAACCUGCUAAAUGUUGACAUUGGAGUUCUACCCCUACCAGUCAGUAUGUGGUAACAAAAAAGGACCCCUGGGAUAAGGGGUCUCCGGUGCACAGACCCGGCACAGGAUACUAUUUAGCACGCUGCAAUUCUAUCAGCUGGAAUUCUUCCCAUUUUUUUUUUUUUUUUUACCUAGUGGCUUAAAAAAAACAAAACAAAAAACAGUAAAUGUGUGUGAAUUUAUUUACUGUUUAUUUUAACAUUUAUUAUAAUUAAAUACAUAAUAUUAAUACUAAAGAAAAAAAUGAUAUAUAUAUGCAAAUCCUAAAAUGUUGCAGUCUCUU
Molecule: messenger RNA, 3208 nt
Organism: Hyla sarda
Lineage: Eukaryota; Metazoa; Chordata; Amphibia; Anura; Hylidae
Gene: COG3
Product: component of oligomeric golgi complex 3
Exons: 23
Coding region: 237-2717 (826 amino acids)
Biological process (GO): intracellular protein transport; intra-Golgi vesicle-mediated transport; Golgi organization
Cellular component (GO): membrane; COG complex; cis-Golgi network
Source: RefSeq, a predicted model, not a curated record